AGUAAACAUCGACUGUAUUUUGUAACGUUCCACACGUUUGCGCGCUUUAUUUUCAAACCCCAGUCCUAGGCGCAACCUGGCUGAUUGUGACUGACGUAUUCACCCGAUAGAAGAUACCAGCACAUUCAUCGGAAUUAGGUCCACCUGUACGAUAAUCAGUAGGUGCGGUAUCGUAAAAUAUGUAAUUUUUGGUCUUUGUUGCUAAAUGGUGGUUCCGACUGCGACUUUGCUUAUGGUUAGCCUUUUCCUGGGCAGACAAACACAAUCGUCAUUUUCUGUGUAUAUUUUCCCCUGGUCAAAUCGCUUCGCGUUGCUCAAAAUAUGGCGGGGAAAGUCUUUACCUUUACUUCCGGUAACGGCAGCUUUCGUUACGUUGCGGUUAAGGAGCUUGGCAAGGGAAGCUUCGGUGAAGUGUUCGAAGCCAGUGAGCAAGUGAACAGUAAGCCCACGGGACGGUCGGUAGCGAUUAAGCAGUCAUUUUACCAUGGAAAUGGAAUCAGUAGCGAGUAUCUGCGCGAACUCAGAGAAAAAAUGGAUAACAACCAUGUACGGAUAAAGCGCAUCACUAAUCCCCAUGUUACUAGUUAUCACCAUGUAAAAAUGGAAGAAAGUGUAGGACUGGAAUUGUCUCUGACAGUCGUCAUAGCCAUGGAAUACUGCAAUCUUGGAAAUUUGGAGAAUUUCACAAAAACGCAUAAACUAUCAAAUGGCGAAAUCAAGGACAUUAUUAAACAGGUUCUGAGUGGUUUAGUCGCCAUUCACGAACAGGGGAUAAUUCAUACAGAUCUGAAAACCGCUAAUAUCGUACUGGCAUCGGACACCCACUUCGCAUACGGACGCGUCGUCAAAAUUACGGAUUUAGACGAUCACGUUGGCCUUGCAUCCACGGUUACACGAGUGAACGAAGUAACCAAUAAAAGAGGGACCAUCAUCUUUAUGUCACCUGAAAUGCUGACCGGAGGUCACAAUGGCUACCAGAUCGGCCGCCGGACGGAUGUAUGGAGUAUGGGUUGCGUUAUCGUUGAAUUGUACCGAAAAGGAAAGGAUUUUUUGUUUGUCAAGAAAAUGACCGGAAUCAACACACCGGUUGAAAUGCUGAAUGCUCACCGAGCUCGUGAGGAAGCUAUCUGCUCUUUCAUCACAACCGGUGGCAAACCGGAGAUUCCAGAGGACAUACCUGACCUUUCUAGGACCAUGGUGCAGAAGUGCUUUGAAAUUGAUCCAAAGAAACGUAUUAGCGCGAGCGAGUUGUUACAAUCAGGCUGGUUUGAAGAGCCGACAGUAGUGCAAAUAAAUCAAGCACCUGCAGGUACCAGCAAGAUGGAGUUUACGCUGAGUAAUGGAGAACGAAUUCCUCCCCCGGACGACGAGCUGAAAUGGGAUGUCCGAAUGGCUUGUGCCGCGCGGGUUCUGGUGCAUCACACGAACACCACCCGCUUCCCAUAUCAACACCCGAGUUUUUACAAAGCCGAAGUUGAUCUGGUCAGAAAGGUCAUUGAACCCCGUCAGCCAUUAGACCCCAAGUUCCACGAAUGGAUGGCAAAGUUAUUGGACACGAAGGGACCGCUCGCACACAGUCUUAAUCCGAUAACGAGAUUAAUCCACAUGAUAGUGCAACCCACAGGGCCGCGAAUGUCCGCGCUGUUGACCACCUUCUUACCGACAAUUGGCCCGUCGUUCCCCGCCAUUGCCGAAUGGAUGAAUCGGUACACAACCGACUACGAAUACGUUUGUAAAGGUCAUGCCUCCUGGCCGGAUAUUAAGAAGCUGAUUGACAAGAAAGAACCGGUUAUUGCACAAGUCCGCUUGUAUGACCUUCCAAUGGGUGAUAUGGUGAAAACGAUUGCUGAAAUGGUGGGGAUCGGUGAGCAUUGUCCUCCAACAUUUCCUUACAUAUGUGCAAAAAUACUGCGGGGAUACGAAGGGAGCAAAGCUAACGGGGAGCCAGCAACGGUGAUCUACACGAAUCCGGAUGGGAAAACAGGUAUGAUGGAGUUCGAGGAGUUCAAGAAAGAAGCGGAUUGGACACCUUCGCAUCCGCUUCUCAAAGAAGUGUUCGACUUGGCCGGCUAUGAACCCAGGCAAAUUAUCUAUCGAAUCCAGAAAGUUGCAGGUAUGGAAGAAAUUGGGUCAACGGAUAAUUCCUAUAAACAAGUUGCAAAUGUGCCUGCGAUGAAUUUUUUGACUCCUGUGCCACCUCGAAACCUGAGUUCCCAUUCCGAAGAAAGCCGCGGCGAGAUGGUGAAAUCUGUGUCAACUGGUACGACGGUGAGACCGACGGCACCGCCUAACCAUGAUGUAAUUGUGCAUUCGGUAAAAUACGGCGAUACGCUCUCGGCUAUAGGAGUGAAGUAUGGUGUUCCCUACCCGAAGAUCGUUAAGGAUAACAACAUUAUCGAUAUGAACAAGGUUCCUGUGGGAACCGAGCUGAAGAUUAUACGCAGCAACGGCUCAGAGAAAGGGAAUGCACUGUCUGCUCAAACCUUGACAAAAGAUGCGGCUGCGAAACCGGUUGAAGCCGUCGAUCCGGCGGUUACCAUCCACACUAUUCAAUACGGCGACACUUUAUCCGCCAUAGGCGUGAAGUAUGGUGUUCCGUAUAUGAAGAUUGCCAGGGAUAACAAUAUUGCCAAUCCAAACAGUGUGCCUGUGGGCAAACAACUGAAAAUCAUACGUAACAACGGUCUGGAAAAAGCAGAGACACAGACUGGGUGCAUCGAGUUCGAGAAUUACGAGUACAUUGUGAAAUACGGAGACACGCUGUCCGAGCUCGGAGUAAGGUUCCACGUGCCAUAUAAGACCAUCGCUCAAGACAACGGAAUAAGUGAUCCGAACAAAAUCUAUGUUGGAAUGAAGCUCAAAAUUAGACGCGUGGAAAAAACUGACCUUGGAUAAUUCGUUAUGAGUGCAAACUGCCCAUAUAAUAUAAAUACUAGUAAUGUUUGACAGAAUAUUUUUAUUCUAGUGUUUCGUAGUUAUUUACUGAUGAGCGAUACAAAAUACAUGUCUUAAUUAACCCGAUUUUUUUUCUAGUUUUACCUCAGUUUGAUCGAUUAAAAUUUUGAAUUUUUUUUUAAAUUCGUUAUUCGUUAUGCGCAAAGUAAGCAAUACAGUUAUACACUAAUGUGAUCUGCACUCCAUAAUUUAACCGUACUCACUCAUGCAUUUGCUGGACAAUGGAUAACCGUGAAAGGUCAACAUGAUGUACCGCCAGUACCGGUAGUAGAUUUUCUUAUUUAACGCCAAAGCCAGCGUAUCAUAAUCAGGGCGACAACUGCAACAAUGAUCCCUGCAA
This is a messenger RNA of Paramacrobiotus metropolitanus, 3295 nucleotides long. RefSeq lists its product as uncharacterized. Gene Ontology annotation, biological process: autophagosome organization; peptidyl-serine phosphorylation; autophagy. The transcript has 7 exons. Lineage: Eukaryota; Metazoa; Tardigrada; Eutardigrada; Parachela; Macrobiotidae. The record is from RefSeq and is a predicted model, not a curated record. Gene Ontology annotation, molecular function: ATP binding; protein serine/threonine kinase activity. Gene Ontology annotation, cellular component: cytoplasm; autophagosome. The coding region runs from base 322 to 2895 and encodes 857 amino acids.